AUGCCUUCGGGAAGUGCCACACUCGGGCCUCUAGAAACGGGCUUCCAGGAGCCCAGAAAGUCAGCCGCUCCCUUUCUUUGCCACGACAGAAAAGAACUUCAGUGGGGCUUAGCCUUUCUUGCUGGGAUUCUAGCGGCAGCAGUGUUCAUGACGCUUGUCUUCCUUAUCAUCAGGUGCUGCAGGAAAUGUCACUCAAGACCCCAGGCUCUGGAUCCUCACUCAGGUUCUCUGGCCGAGUUUUCAUGCACCCCGGACAAGGCACUCACCUCUGCUGACACGGAUUUCAAAAUCCUGGAAGAAACGAGGGACCACUUCAGCGAAGACCACCCAGCAAACGCAAACUCGGUCGUCUACGCUCAGAUCCGAGUGACAGGCUCACCCUGAGUUUCCAGGAAGGCUUGGGUCCUGUUCCUCUCGCACCAGCUCCGUCUCCACAUGUCACGUUCCCUUCUUCGGCAUCGGGACCACCGUCUGGGUGGAACCGCAGCGGGGGCUGUUUGGGUGCGGCCUGGCCAUCCCAGCCUGCAGUUCUGUGACCCAGACCAGCCUUUUGCUUGGCCCGAGACAAGAUUGCCGGCCUCCCCACUUGGACUGACAGCUCGUGAGCCCCGCCGAGGCCAAGCCUGCCUCCCUUUGCCCCCUUCCAAAGUGCUCAGCACAGACGCCGUGCACCGAGAGCGUUCUCUCCGUGUCAUGGGUCAGCGUGGGGGGUGGCGACCAAAUGGACAAUCUAG
Messenger RNA from Phyllostomus discolor (pale spear-nosed bat), 734 nucleotides. RefSeq names its product chromosome 14 C1orf162 homolog (gene C14H1orf162). The record is from RefSeq and is a predicted model, not a curated record. The transcript is spliced from 4 exons. NCBI's taxonomy places the organism in Eukaryota, Metazoa, Chordata, Mammalia, Chiroptera, Phyllostomidae. Bases 1 to 384 code for a protein of 127 amino acids.